AUGAUUGCACGACUAACAAAUAUAAAAUUUCAUUUUCAGAUAUUACUAUCGCUGUUGUGCAUGGCCUUAGCAGACGAACAAUAUACAGAUAGGUUACAUUUUGAUGUAACUGAUAACAGAGAGUCACUUAUGCCAAAGAUAUCACUGGAUCAUGAUGAGAGUCAUACAUCAGUUCCUUUAAGUCCAGUCAAAGACAGAGAUCUUGUAGAAGAAGUACCAUUAAGUGAUGAUGUCUAUUCAUAUAACACUAAACGAACGUACGAUCGUGUUGAAACUUAUCGAGAACAUAUGGAUCUUUUUAGCAAACGAAACCUUAAAAACCCACCCGAUGGAACAUUUGAUACACUAAAUGCUGAAGCUAAGCUAAAUAAUCCUGGUACUAGUUUACCAAAUCAAUUAACUAAUGUUAACGAUAAUUACAAAUAUAUAAUUGCAAAAUUUAAUGAAAAUAAUAAUGAAAACAAGAAACAAGAACGGUUGCCUCUCACUAAUACUAAGAAACUUGAAAAUAAAAAAGAUGAACAGGAAUCGCCGUCAAAAAUGGAUGAAGAGGAAAUUUUAACCUUCCAAGAAGGUGAUGUGGAUCUUAAAUUGAAAGUUAAUGCUACAAAAGAUUACCAUCCAGAAGACAGAAACGAGAAUGAUGAAUACACAUCAUAUCAAAACAUCCCUACUAACGCUCUAAAUAGUAACAAUGACUUUGUGAGAAAUACUGUAGUGAAUAUAGAUAUUAUAUCGAAUACUUAUAACCCGCAGCAACCUCCUUACCAGUUUUAUCAAAGGACUAAUAGCCCGUCUCCAGUAAAUACUGUACAUAUAUCUAUUGCUACAAAUGUUCCAAAAAGUGAUGUACUGAUAAAUAAUCAAUUAAGAAGAAAUUCAGCAGUACCUAAUACUAUUUUACCUAAUGAUUACAUUCAGCAGCUAUAUAACAACCAAAAUACACAAGAAUUUGACAGACAAUCAACAUCUACAAACCUUCCAAUCAGAGAAAAUAAAACGAAAUUGAUGAAAAAUGCUGCCCAGUAUAAUCCACUAUUCAACAACUAUUAUAGCCCAAGUUCUGUCUUAAUUUAUGUCAAUGGACAACUCAUUUUAGUCCCAGGUAUUAUAUUAAACCCACAGCCAGUUCCAGUACCAAUUCAAAAUGAUGAUAAAGAACAAUUAAAUAUUUUUAUUCAAAGUCCUAGUAAUACUGUAUUUACCAACGGACCAAAUCAAAAUUCAAUAGAAAGGUUCAAUAACUUAGCUCCGACAGUAUCAAAUGCUGAUCCAAAAAGUGGAGUUCAGUUUGAAAACUCACAUCCUGGUCCAGAUACUGCUACUAAUAAUAAUUCCGGGUUCUAUUAUAAAUCUGAUGGAUUUGAGAAACCUAUACCAUACAAUCAAUUGUAA
Molecule: messenger RNA, 1395 nt
Organism: Arctia plantaginis
Lineage: Eukaryota; Metazoa; Arthropoda; Insecta; Lepidoptera; Erebidae
Source: the annotation of a GenBank genome assembly